AUGGAAACGAACAUGAAGAAGUUCACGGUGCGCAGGUUUUUCUCUGUCUAUCUCCGCAAGAAAUCGCGCUCGAAGAGCUCCAGUCUCAGGAGCUUUGAGGAAGAAAGCAUCGUAAAGGAGAUAGACAUCAGUCACCAUGUCAAAGAAGGUUUCGAAAAAAGCAGAUCCCUCUCAAUUGAGCUCCUGAAAGUAUUGGGACAAGGCUCUUAUGGAAAGGUAUUUCUAGUGAGAAAAAUCAAAGGUUCUGAUACUGGGCAGCUCUAUGCAAUGAAGGUACUUAAGAAAGCAACUCUAAAAGUCCGAGAUCGUGUACGAUCAAAAAUGGAAAGAGACAUUUUGGCUGAAGUGAAUCACCCUUUCAUUGUAAAACUUCAUUAUGCUUUUCAAACAGAAGGAAAACUAUAUCUCAUACUAGAUUUCCUGCGAGGAGGGGACCUUUUUACCAGACUUUCUAAAGAGGUAAUGUUUACAGAAGAAGACGUUAAGUUCUAUUUAGCUGAGCUGGCCUUGGCUUUAGAUCAUCUUCAUGGUCUGGGUAUUAUAUACAGAGAUUUGAAACCAGAAAACAUUCUUCUAGAUGAAGAAGGGCACAUUAAGAUUACAGAUUUUGGCCUGAGCAAGGAAGCCAUUGACCAUGACAAGAGAGCUUAUUCGUUUUGUGGGACGAUAGAAUACAUGGCUCCAGAAGUGGUCAACCGGCGAGGGCACACCCAAAGUGCAGAUUGGUGGUCCUUUGGUGUCCUAAUGUUUGAAAUGUUGACAGGGUCACUACCAUUUCAGGGGAAAGACCGAAAGGAAACAAUGGCACUCAUUCUCAAAGCCAAGCUAGGAAUGCCACAGUUUUUGAGCAUAGAUGCUCAGAGUUUGCUGCGAGCUCUUUUCAAGAGGAAUCCAUCUAACAGAUUAGGUGCUGGCCUUGAUGGAGUUGAAGAAAUUAAACGCCAUCCCUUUUUUGCUACCAUUGACUGGAAUAAACUGUACAGAAGAGAAAUCAAACCACCCUUUAAACCUGCAGUGGGUCGGCCAGAGGACACUUUCCAUUUUGAUCCUGAAUUCACAUCACGGACCCCAACAGAUUCCCCAGGUGUCCCUCCAAGUGCCAAUGCUCAUCAUCUCUUCAGAGGAUUCAGCUUUGUGGCAUCCAACUUGGGGCAGGAACUUGUACAGCAAGAACCACAUAAAGUCACAGUUCAUCCAAUUGUUCAGCAGUUACAUGGGAACAAUAUUCACUUUACAGAUGGAUAUGAAAUCCGGGAAGACAUUGGCAUUGGCUCGUAUUCUGUUUGCAAGAGGUGUAUUCACAAAGCCACAGAAACAGAAUUUGCAGUAAAGAUAAUUGAUAAGAGCAAGAGAGACCCUUCAGAAGAAAUUGAGAUUCUUCUGAGAUACGGACAACACCCAAACAUCAUUACUCUCAAAGAUGUGUAUGAUGAUGGAAAAUUUGUAUACCUUGUGAUGGAACUGAUGCGAGGAGGAGAACUCUUAGAUCGAAUCCUGCGACAGAAAUGCUUCUCUGAACGAGAGGCUAGUGCCGUUCUCUGUACCAUUAGCAAAACUGUGGACUAUCUCCAUUCCCAGGGAGUUGUUCAUCGAGAUCUGAAGCCUAGUAAUAUUUUGUACGUGGACGAAUCAGGGAACCCAGAGUCUAUCAGAAUGUGUGAUUUUGGAUUUGCCAAACAACUGAGAGCUGAGAAUGGUCUACUAAUGACACCAUGUUACACAGCCAAUUUUGUAGCACCUGAGGUCCUGAAACGGCAGGGUUAUGAUGCAGCCUGUGAUAUCUGGAGUUUGGGGAUUUUGCUGUAUACCAUGUUAGCAGGAUUCACCCCUUUUGCAAACGGACCAGAUGAUACCCCAGAGGAAAUUCUGGCUAGAAUUGGCAGUGGAAAAUAUGCUCUAGCAGGAGGGAACUGGGAUUCCAUAUCUGAUGCUGCAAAGGAUAUUGUGUCAAAAAUGCUUCAUGUAGAUCCCCAUCAGCGCUUAACAGCAACACAAGUUUUAAGGCAUCCAUGGAUAGUAAACAGGGAGUAUCUCUCCCAGAAUCAACUCAGCAGACAAGAUGUUCACCUUGUAAAGGGUGCCAUGGCAGCCACCUACUUUGCUUUAAACCAAACGCCUCAAGCACCAAGGCUGGAACCGGUAUUGUCCUCCAACCUGGCCCAGCGAAGGGGGAUGAAAAGAUUGACCUCAACGAGGUUAUAAUGGUCCCAAAAAGGCCUGUUUAAAUAAAAAGGAAACACUUGCCCAAUAUAUUGAUCAGAGAGGCUGAUCUAUAUUGUUAAUGUUGCAGGACUCCUGGCACAUAGAUUGUUUUAAUCAGCAAAACUUCAGUUUAAGGCAAAGUUGCUCUUUGCUUUCAGACAUUUUGGGGUUGUUUUUUACAUUACCAGCAAGAUGGCAAAUACUCAGAAAUGUGCCAUUUUUCCAACUGCUGUAUUGCUUCUUAUUUAAGUACUGUAUCUAUUGCUGAUAUUGUGUUCUCUCCUCUCCUCCUUUAAUCCAAAUGCUCUGUGAGACCACUUUUUGUAACAGAUUCAAUUUUAGACAUCAGCUCUACCAGCAUCUAUGUUUGGUGUUUUGUCACCACUGUUAUUAGCUGUCUCCAAAGAGUUGAAGAUGUAAUGAUGUGCGAGACCAUAAAAAUAAUAUCCUAUGAGGAAUGAAGAAGAGGUGGGGAGAAGAGCUGGAAACAUACCUAUGUUAUUAAAGGAAAAGAAUUAUUUUUAUGGCUUUGGACCAUAUGAAAGUAUAGAAAGGAGAUUAGAGUUGUGUUCAUCGACAAACAACCUUGAAGCAUCCUAUCUGAUAAGGCCUCUUUUCUUUAUCAAAAAUGCACAAUCUCAUCUCGGACAUAGGGAUUUUUUUAAAAUGGAAAGUGGCUGUGUAGUUGGUUGCACCUAAACACUAUACAUAUAGACUCAUCUGGAAGUUAGAGAGGGAACUAGAAGAUAGGACUUCAAUGCUCUUCUUCCAUUGACACAUUCAUAUCUACAUGAAUGAAUACAAGCACUGUGCUUCAUAAGCUGUUACAGAGUUUCCUAUUAUAUCAACUCGAGAUAGUGAUCUUUUGUUUACUGGUUUGAUGUUAAAAUAAUAGCUUAUUGUGACAGGCUAAUAUAAAACAAUGUACUGCCCAAGAGAAAAAGAAAUUGCAGAAGAGCUUCAGCAAGCAAAGUUUGUAUUAUUUCUUGUAUCAAAAGAAGCAAGCAUGUAUAUAAUUUCCUUAAAAAUCUUGAAAGAUGAUUGAAAAAAACUGGUACAUUUUAUGUCACUGACACUUCAUAACCAUAAUUAACUCAGAUGGCUGUAACCAAGUGCAGUUUUAAGCAUGCUCAAUAGUACAAUCCUAUACUUUUUUACUCAGAAGUAAGUUUCAUAAUGUGACUUUUCUCAAGUAUGUUGGCAUAGGAUUGCACCCUAAACCUUUGGAAUCUGUGGCCUUUGGAGCAUUCAGUUCUGAAUUGCAUUCUAAGGAUUGUAUAAGCACUUUACUUGACUUUUAUUUUCAGAAUGGAUUUUUCCACCUGCUGAAAGUGUGCGGGAGAAGCUGCAUCGUUUGUCAUUUAUUCUUGGGGAGAAACUGUGAAGUCAGGGUAUUGCAUUCUACAGAACUUUUGUUGUUGUUGUUGUUGAGAAGUAACACCAUUUUUGGUGCUAAGCAUAAUUUGAGAGAUUUGUAUUAAUUGAGCCUGCAUACACAAAAGAGCAAGAAACUGCAUUAGCUACUGUAGUGUGCUUCUUGAUGUUUGUUUCUGUGUUCAACAAAACGUUAUAUUUAUUUUAUUUUGCCCUUAAUUUUUAAAUUAUAUUUUAAUGUACAUUUUGAUGUGCUGUGCACACAGGACUGCAGCAGAGCAGCUGUUCUUCAAGUUUGACUUUUCAAAUAAAAUAGUGCUGGGAAACACCAUAAAGUGAGUUUUCUUAAAUAUAGAAAAAAAAAUACGAAAAUGCUUUGGGUAUUAGAAAUUCUGAAUGUGUGGUCCUGUUUAUCUGUUGGUAACAGAAUGGAAUGUUCGAAGGCUUUCUCACC
Messenger RNA from Thamnophis elegans (Western terrestrial garter snake), 4030 nucleotides. RefSeq names its product ribosomal protein S6 kinase A2 (gene RPS6KA2). Gene Ontology annotation, biological process: intracellular signal transduction; protein phosphorylation. The record is from RefSeq and is a predicted model, not a curated record. Lineage: Eukaryota; Metazoa; Chordata; Lepidosauria; Squamata; Natricidae. Gene Ontology annotation, molecular function: magnesium ion binding; ribosomal protein S6 kinase activity; ATP binding. The transcript is spliced from 21 exons. Bases 1 to 2202 code for a protein of 733 amino acids.